This is a messenger RNA of Helianthus annuus (common sunflower), 1395 nucleotides long. RefSeq lists its product as uncharacterized. The transcript has 2 exons. Bases 1 to 1395 code for a protein of 464 amino acids. The record is from RefSeq and is a predicted model, not a curated record. Lineage: Eukaryota; Viridiplantae; Streptophyta; Magnoliopsida; Asterales; Asteraceae.
AUGGAGCCGGAUGAGCCGUAUCACUUAGCUUGGGAGCGCUUUCAGACCUUGAUAUCCUGUUGUUCUCAGCAUGGUCUAUCCGAUUGGGCGUUAGUAGAGAAAUUCUACAAUGGUCUUACUCCUGAGAUUAGAGCUCGCUUCGAUACUUCAACAGGAGGUCAGCUUAUGGGAAAGAAGACGGUGGCUGAGUACAAUGAUUUGUUCGAGAGUUUUGCCCACUCUAAUAUGGACUACAGUACUACCAGCAGGACUUCCAUUCCUGUGCGUACCACCUCGGCCGGUCGAGGGGUAAACCAAGUUAGCUUGGAUCCAUCGGUAGCUGCUGUAGUCGAGAGUUUGAGGCAGGAGAUGAGGCAGGAGUUGAGUGAGAUAAAGAAGAAAGUUGAUAGGUGUGAGGUUUGCCGAGGAGGUCAUGAUACUAUCGAUUGUCCUACCCUUACUCUUAAGCAGGUAGAGUACAUAGCCGGUCAGUCUAGGGGUCCCACAAAUCCGUUCAAUAAUUCUAAUUCCAGCUGGCGCGGUAGUGGUAAUUCGAGUGGUUAUCGUUCGUCUGGAAAUCCUCCUGGAUUUCCAUCUGGUCAGUAUCAGAGUAGAGGGCCCGGUAUUUACACGAGUUCUAGUUCAGGGCAGUUUAGUGGGUCAGGUUCGAGUGGGCAGUUUGCGAGUGGAGGAGCGACUCAGGAGAGUCAGGGUAGUGGAAAGGCUCCUGAGGGUAGUCUGAGCAGGUUAGAGGAGAUGUUCGCUCAGAUGAUGACGCAGAAUCAGGCGUUCGUUAAAAGUCAGGAGCAGACUAAUAAGAAUCACGAACUCCAGCUCAAGAGUCAGCAGGCCGCCCUUCUUGAUCUUCAGCGAACAGUAGGCGGACUUACUAAGCAGUUACAGGAGCACCCGCCGGGUCAGUUUUCGGGAAACACCUUCACGAAUCCCGCGAAUCAGUCAACGAAGGCGAUUAUGACCCGUAGUGGGAAGAGUUUGGGAGAGGUAGUGAGAGAGAGAGUUGAGGAAGAGAACGAGGAAGAAGUUGAUGAGGAGAUUGAGAUGGAGGCUCCAGCCCGUGCCAGGCAGCAGAAAUAUGCUCAGGAAUACGGGAAAUUCCUCGAGAUGUUUACACAGCUGAAAAUCAAUCUUCCGUUCAUUGAGGCGUUUCAGUCUAUGCCUAAGUAUGCGAAAUUUCUCAAAGAUCUUUUGAAGCGUAAGGAGAGAAUCGGUGAGCUUUCGAAUAUUCCGUUGACAGGAGGUUGUUCUGCGGUAGUCUUGAAUAAGCUACCAGAGAAAUUGACCGACCCUGUUACUUUCACGAUUCCAUGUUUCUUUGGGGGAGCCGUUACCCCUGCUCACGCCUUAGCCGAUUUAGAGGCCAGCGUCAAUUUGAUGCCAUUUUCGUUGUAUGAGUGA